AUGAAUAUCAUUAUUGAAUUAAUAAUAUGACGAGAGAUAAGUAUAUAAAUUAAAUAAUAAAAAUCAUUUAAGAAACAAUUAUCGACUUUUGUACAUUUGAAUAAUUCAAACAUCGCGCGGAAAAUUGAAGCCCUUACUUUCUGCUCCCUCAUGUAUUAGCCAAUCGCCGUCGUAUCUGUCGUGUAACUCAACUGCCGACGUCGUUCGAUGAUCGUCGCACAGCGCGCGGUUAGCACAGAAGUGACCUGCCAUCUUUUCUCCACAGUGCCGAUUUCUUUUGUUAUAAAGUUAGUGAAAAAUAUCAAAAGAGCCAUUUUGUCUGACAUUUAUCUGAUAAGCCUGCCUAUCCUGCCAUCGUUCCUCCACAGUGCAGAUUUCUUUUGUUAUAAAGUUAGUGAAAAAUAUCAAGUGAGCCAUUUUGUCUGCCAUUUGUCUGAAAAACCUGCCCAUCCUGCCAUCGUUCCUUCACAGUGCAGAUUUCUUUUGUUACAAAGUUAGUGAAAAAUAUCAAGAGAGCCAUUUUGUCUGCCAUUUGUCUGCCAUUUGUCUGGUAUAUAUUACUAAUUUGAUCAUGCCUAGACUGAUUCGUUAUCCUGGCCAAUCUAAAAAUCACAGUUUUUUUUACGAUGGAUUUUCAUACCACUGUGAAUGGUCAAGAAAUGACCGAGUUUUCCGAUGCAGCAGAAGAAAAAAAUUUCACUGCCCAGGAAAAGUCACAAUCUUGGACGAGGACCUGAACAUUGAUGAAAGUAAAACAACAGCGCACUAUGGUCAUGAACCAGAUUUGCUUUUUUUGGAAAAGAUGGCAUUCAAACGCGAACUGUUUAGACGUUGCCAAGAAACAAGUGAAUCAUUAAUAAAUAUAUGGAAUAAUAUGUCAUUGGAGUUUCCAGAUAUUGCAAUUCAUUACCCUCACACAAGAUUAUGGUCUUCUAUGAAUAAUUAUAGAAGAUUAAGAGCGCCGAAGAUGCCAGAAAAUCUUCGCGAAUUAGCCGAAAGAGUCGGUCAAUAUGAUCCAAUUAAAAAUAUGUAUAUCGGGCAUUGCGAGGACGCUAAUGGUGGAAUUGCACUAAUGUUCAUGCAUUCCGACAUGCGUGAGCCAUUGAAGGAGUGCACGGCAUUGUAUGGUGAUGGCACCUUCAAGAUCAGGCCAAAUAAUCCACGCGAUAUUGCGCAAGUAUAUACUUUUCAUCUGAUGAAAAAUUUGUCGGGGUUCCCGGCAUUUUUUUUCCUUACUAAUUCAAGAACUGCAGACUUGUACAAAGCUAUGCUUCGUCAGAUGAUUCAAGUAAUUCCCGAGUUAGCUAAUUUAAAGAGUAUAAGCACGGAUUUUGAGAGGUCAAUAAUUACCGCCGUUAGAGAAGUGUUGCCGAAUGCACGAUUGAGUGGUUGCCUGUUCCACUACAUGCAAGCUUUGCGUAGAUACUGGUACUGGAAAUGUCGUAUUCCAGAUGAAUUUCAUAAUAUUCUGGAAUAUGCGAUGUCACUAGCUUAUCUUCCAGCAGAAAAUAUGGAAGCAGGCUUUAACGUCGUCAUGGGGCUGAUGAAUUACCACAACGUUCCAAACGCAGAUCGUUUUAAUACGUACUUUAGACGUCAGUGGCUUCCACUCGCAAACGUUGUUAGCGUUUAUGGAAGACGCAUUAGAACCAACAACAUAUGCGAGAACUUUCAUCUGCAUGCCAAAACUUUUAUUGGUGUAAGACAAGGUUUAUGGCUUAUGCUAGAGAGAUUGGGAAAACUCGCACAACUUUUUACUAUUCGAUACAAGACAGCGGUGCAAACUGGCCUUUUGUAUUGGAGCUGGCCUGCAGAUCUGUUACGUGCCAACCGAGAUCUUGACGCGAUGGAACCAACCCUUCAAGAAAUUGGAGUUCGGGCUUAUUUAGAGUUUGUCGUUCGUCAGCGUCGAGGAACGUUUUUGCCAGAGAUCGAAAAUGACAAUGGGGACGAAAAUGAAAAUUACGAAGAGGAUGAUACUUUGGUUGAUGAAUUACAUCGGAUCGGCCUCAACGUAUUCAUUGCUCAGGAUGAAACAGGAAACGAGUUUGAAACAGGCGUACCUCCAAACCAACCAAUUCGAUUGGCACCUGUUCAAGUUCGACUACAGGAUCUGCCUGACGAUGCCGAGCUCAAUAAUCCUUUCGCUCCAAACCGUAGGGGUAGAGGACGGGGCAGAGGAUCAGCUAGAGGAGGAGCAAGAGGCGCUAGAAGAGGAGCAGGCGGAAGAGGAGGAAACAGAGGAGCAGCAGCAGGAAGAGGAGGAGCCAGAGGCAGGGGAGUCGCAAGAGGCACAGGCGAGAGAGGUGCAAGAGGUCGAGCGAGAGGUGCAAGAGGUCGAGCGAGAGAUGUAAUUUUACAAGACCAUCAACCUCCAGAUGCAGUAGAUCUAGCAGGUGUAGAGGCUCCACUUGCAUUGAAUGUAGAUAAUGUAAUACCGGCUGCCCAGGGUCCACCUGCUUUGGUUGAAGAACUUCCAGCUGCAAUAGCUGGGACUGCAGAGGCUCCACCUGCAUUUGCCGCACCUAUAGUAGCUGCAGUAGAAGAAGCUCAACUUGCAAUAGCUCAACCUGCAAUGAAUGCGAUGGAUGCAGUAGAACCAGUACUGGAGCAAGUAAUUUUUAAUCAGCGGGAACAAUCAUCUAAUAUGAUAAAUGACGUCAAUCCAAAUGGAGGAAACGGGCGAGAGCAGAGUUCAGAGGAAAAUUUAAAUCGUAUAGACGAUAGUGGUAAGUUUCUAUAACAUCGUUUAUAGUUCUCCGUUGAUUUUAUUUGUUUUAUUUUUUCCUGAAGCAG
Trichogramma pretiosum is the source of this 2796-nucleotide messenger RNA. RefSeq lists its product as uncharacterized. The coding region runs from base 572 to 2743 and encodes 723 amino acids. The record is from RefSeq and is a predicted model, not a curated record. Lineage: Eukaryota; Metazoa; Arthropoda; Insecta; Hymenoptera; Trichogrammatidae. The transcript is spliced from 12 exons.